Molecule: messenger RNA, 1098 nt
Organism: Thlaspi arvense
Lineage: Eukaryota; Viridiplantae; Streptophyta; Magnoliopsida; Brassicales; Brassicaceae
Source: the annotation of a GenBank genome assembly
AUGGACUGCUCCUGCAGUACUCGCCCCUCGUCUCUGCUCCUCUCUUCCGAACCGUCCUUUCGCUUCCCUCGCUCUAAUCCCACCUCGAAUCUCAGCUUCUGGAUACCUAAAGAUACGAAGUUAGUGAAGCAUCGUAUAGUAGUGAGGAGUUCUUCUUCUGGGUCUGAUGGAAACGGCGACGUUAAUGGGUUCCCUCUUAAGCCAAACAAACUCUUUAUGCAAGAGGCGAUUGGAGCUGAGUAUGGAGAAGGGUUUGAGACUUUUAGGCAGGACGGUCCUCUCAAAGUGGAUGUGGAUUUCUGGAAUGAGAAGCUGCAAGAUGGUUUUCUUCAAAGAAUACGUUACGCAAUGAAACCAGAUGAAGCCUAUGGACUUAUUUUCUCAUGGGACAAUGUCGUGGCUAAUACUCGAAGUUUGAAGUUGGAUGCUUGGAAGCAGUUAGCUGCCGAAGAAGGAAAAGAGAUUGUGGAGGAGGAUGACAUCCAAAGACUGAUGCUUUAUUCCGGCGCUGACCAUGUGCUGAGUAAGGUGUUGUUUUGGGAAAAGACGCAAAGCAAAAUCGACAGAUUGAAAGUCAGGCUAUCGGAAAUAUACUACGAUAAUCUUCUCAGACUCACAGAACCAAAAGAAGGAAUUAGAGAUUGGCUCGACGCUGUCACAAAUGCUCGCAUCCCCUGUGCUGUUGUCUCAAACCUGGAUCGUAAAAACAUGAUCAGUGCUCUUGAACGGAUGGGACUUCAAAAGUAUUUCCAGGCCAUAGUUUCCGAGGAAGAUGGCAUGGAAUCGAUAGCUCAUAGGUUUCUUUCCGCAGCUGUGAAGUUGGAUAGAAAACCAUCUAAGUGUGUUGUGUUUGAGGAUGAUCCAAGGGGUAUAACCGCUGCUCACAACUGUACUAUGAUGGCGGUUGGAUUAAUCGGUGCUCAUCGAGCGUAUGAUCUGGUUCAGGCUGAUCUUGCUGUUGGAAACUUUUACGAGCUCUCGGUGAUAAACCUGAGAAGAUUGUUUGCAAACAGAGGCUCUACGUUCAUGGAUCACGAGAAGCAAAUCAUUGAAAAAUCGCCGCCGAAAAGAAAGCUAACCAUUGAUACCAUAUUCUAA